This is a messenger RNA of Hermetia illucens (black soldier fly), 1645 nucleotides long. RefSeq names its product lipid storage droplets surface-binding protein 1 (gene Lsd-1). The coding region runs from base 181 to 1377 and encodes 398 amino acids. The record is from RefSeq and is a predicted model, not a curated record. Gene Ontology annotation, biological process: lipid storage; positive regulation of triglyceride storage. The transcript has 8 exons. NCBI's taxonomy places the organism in Eukaryota, Metazoa, Arthropoda, Insecta, Diptera, Stratiomyidae. Gene Ontology annotation, cellular component: lipid droplet; cytosol.
GUCCAGCGCAUCUUUUAGUCUGCGAUCGUUUCUUAAAUCGGAGACAGUGGCUCAGUUGUUAUUCAAGGAUUUGAAGAUUUCAAGUGGUCAUAAAAUAAGAAUAGUGAACCGAAAAUAGUUAGUGAAGUGAAAGGAUUGUGGUGUUGAGGCUUUGUUCUCAGGCGUGGAAAACUGUUGAAAAUGGUUAAGCAACAGAUAAAACGCCAAAACUCGGGGCUUCAUAUGGAAGCAGUAACUCGUUUUGGCAACAUCCCUAUCAUUGAGACAGGAUUUAAAGCAGCUGAAGAUGCGUACACUCGAAUAAAAUCAAGCAAUCGUCUUUUUAAUUGGUAUCUGGAUACAGCGGAAGCAGCGUUGCUCGCGACCGUGGAAUCCUUUUUACCAGCUAUUCGUCUGUUUGAAGGACCAUUGCGACGUAUUGACAAGAUAAUGUGCAAGAGCUUGGAUCUUGUGGAGCAACGUGUUCCAGCGGUCUACUUGCCACCCCAAAUGAUGUAUUGGAAUACAAAGGAGUACAUGUCAGAUCGCUUGGUAAAGCCUGUACUAAAGCGUGCAGACUCAGUGAAACAACUGGGAUCCGCUGUCCUAGAGUUACCAAUAACGGAGUUUGCUGCAGAUCGCAUUGAUGGCGCAAUUACCGUUGCAGAUAAAUACGUUGAUAAAUACCUUCCAGUCGAAGGAAACGCAGAUCAAGUAGAUGGAAAUUUGGGAUCGGAACCUAAUGAGAAGGAUAAAGCUGCAAUUAAAGCUAUUUAUCACGGAACGCGAUUCUCACGAAAAUUGAAACGGCGUCUCACUGCUCGAACUAUCUUGGAAGCACGAGCUUUGAAGAAGCAAGGAAAGGAAGCCAUCCAUGUCUUGUUAUAUGCUGCGGAAUUGAUUGUAAAGGAUCCAAAACAGGCUCUACAAAAGGCACGCGAACUAUGGGCGUAUCUAAGCGCAGAUGAACCGGAAAAUCAAGCACGACCCCAAACUCUUGAGCAACUGUUAGUCCUUUUGACUAGAGAAUCGGCAAGACGAGUUGUACACCUUCUAAAUUAUACAACAGCAGUUGCGGCAAGCAUCCCCAGGACAGUGAACAAUACCACGAACGAGCUAAUUCACCAGGCAAUCUACGUCUCCGAUGUUUUGAUAAAGAUGGCGCAUCUGGAAAAGGCUAAAGUAUGGACCGCUGAGGAAAUUCGACUAGUUGCUGCUUAUAUCACGAGGGCCUUCAAUGAAAUGCAAGUUUACGGAAACAAUACUUUGGAACGAUUGGUUGUAUUUCUUUCGGGACGCAUUGAAGCCGAAAAAAUUACAACAAAUUCUUCACGACGACGAAUUCACGCAAGGACAAAUAACAACCCCAUGCAGAACAAUUUAAAUGGAGUUUAUUGAAAAUUCGAAUUAGCCUUUGUGUCAUCUUCUGCUGGUUUAUAUUCGAAAUUUAUAUUUGUCUGCACAUAUGACAAUUUGUUAUAAGACUAAGCUACCUACUUUAGAUAUUGAAUUUCAUAGGCAAUGGAAUGCAGUUUGCUAAGUUUAAUAUUACAUAAUGAGGAAGUAAGGACUUAUUUUUUACAAGGAGACAUGCAUGUUUGCUAUGAUAUUUGAGGAUUAUUUUUUAUGAUAUUGUAUUAAUAAUAAAAGUUUUGAAAAACUUAAA